AUGGGCGAUAGGAACAUCGAAACUCUCCUCAAGACUGGGUCAUGGACCAUCCCUUCGCGCUCAAGAAGCCCGCAUCCGUAUGUAUAUCAUGAGACCUUGGAAGCUCAUGUCUCUAACGAGAGCAGUGACCGUCGUCCCUAUGAAGACGAUCGGCCGUCGAGGUCCAACAACUAUUCAUCAUCUGGAGAUUACAGCGAUAGGCCGACCAGAGAGUACAGCGAUAGACCAGCCAAGCCUUACCACGAUGAACCGCCCAAAACAUACAACGAUGGUCCAACUCGAUCAUACAACGAUAUCCCCGCGAGAUACCGAGAGACACCGUCUUACUACAGCGAUGUACGACCGCAAUCAAAUAUCAGCGUCCCCAAGAGCAAACGAGCACCCCGCCCACUUGUCGAAGAGGAGCAUGAGUCACUAGCGAAGGAGUCAGCAGAGUCUCUGGCCGGCGUAGUGUCUGAGGAGGAACCCCCAUACCGCGGUGAAGUUGAUCAACAGCCUCUCUUGCUCCCGGUUCACGAGCACAACCCCGAGAGACGAUUUGUGAUUAUUCCUGGAGCCGGGGAAGAUGGGUCCGCAGCCGAGGAUGAGCACUAUGAGGCCAACACUUGUCGGAAAUAUGUGAUCGUUCCACCAAACGAAGAGGGAAAGGACAAGAAGGAAAGCAAAGAUGACAAGGGCGACAGGAAACCUGCCGAGCUACCCAGACGAAAGAGCCACCAAGAUCUGCCCCGUCUGGAUACUCACCUCGACGAGCGUGAUCAGGAUCCGACCGCUCGAGUUCGCCGGUCAGACAGUAGACAUGAUAGGGAGAAACCGGUUAUUGACCAGGACUCUCGGGACCGCCCCAGCGCCCGAGACGAACGAAGCGCGAGAGCCGGGCCACCACGGGACGAUGAGCUCCUGACGCCUGCCGUCAAGUAUUCCAACAGUGCAAGGCGGGACCGGGAAUAUCGGGCUUAUGACACUGGAAAAAGCCCAGCAUCUGCCCGAAGUCCCUCUACCAGAGGUGACCGGGUCGAUCCGAGAACUACAUCUGGCAACCGAGGAUCAUCAACUCGACUAGAUCCUGGUUAUCCCCCUAGCGCCGGAGGUCAUAAGAGAGCAUCCUCCACUGUCAGCGGACCCCCCCGUGAUGACCGAACUCGAGACAGGCCGCGGUCGAUGGUCUACCCUAUUGGAAAUUUCGAAGGCUUUGAUGACGGCGGUGCUGAUGACAUCAUGUCGUUCAUGGCGCCCGGCAUCAACUUUGAUCCAUCACGGAAGAAACCCGAGACCUCACCCCAAAGAGGGCCUCAAAGUUCUCAACAUCGCAACCACCGUGCCGGGGAAGGCAUGCCAAUCCCUCAAGCUUAUGUUGCACGCCAUGGCCGUUCCAACACUCGCGAGAGGAAUGACUAUUCUAGUGAUGAUAACCACCGUGGACGUCGGCAACCCCGGGGAGAACGGCCAUAUCCAACGCAUCCGUCGAUGGAGCCGGAGUAUCCUCCAGAGAUGGUUUCACCUGAGCAAGCCAGAGCACCGAAGCCAAGGACCGGCUCGCCCUUGCCUUUCCCCACUGAUGAUUCACCAGACCCUAGUCCGCAACACGCAACUUUCCCAAGACACACCCGAGGCAGGUCGGAUUACCGCUCAAACUCGCCCUCGCCGCCUAGACGGAGAGGUACGGGGCAUGGCCGAGAUGCCAGCAUGAGCACCUCUUCCCAGCCCGGAUCGAUGGCAGGCUCUCUUGGAAGGACCAACGGGUUGGACAGCAGAAGACCGCAGGCCAAGAACCCAGCAAUCGGCAUUCUGCGACAAGAAUCGUCUCUUGAUCCCAAAUCACCAGUGAUGUAUUGGCAAAAUGGCCGUUUUGAUCCUCUUGAUGAGACUUCCAGCCCGGCCGCCCAGGUCAUUUCCGUUCGCCGGUAUCUGGAGGACGCAGGCAAAGGGUUACUUCCUCAGUUACCAACCUGCCACUUCCAGAACCCCACCUCGCCGUACAAAGCAUCCGAAGCCGGGCAGUGGAUGACGCUCCAACGCGCAGAGAACUUUAUCAUCUGUCCCGACUGCUACAAAGAUGUCUUUGCCAAUUCUACAUACCAACAUCUGUUCUUCCCUGCCCCGCCACCCCAGCAGCCUGUAUCGUGCGACUUUGGUAGUCAGUUCUGGUACCGUAUCGCCUUUAUCCUCUCGUUGAAACACAACCAUACGGACCUUCGCCUGUUGCAAGCUGCCUCCCUGGUCGCUGCUCGGCAUCAGCCCUGCGCUGGAGGUGUACGAGCCACGAGAAUCUGGUACGGCAUUCUGUCGCCCAACUCGCGACAUCCGCGCCCCAUCCCGGGGUUCGAAGUCUGCUCUUCGUGCGCCAAAACCUGCGAGGCCUUGCUGCCCAACUUGGCGGGGGUGUUUGUCCCAUUGGAUAACAAUGAGCCGAUGAAGGGCACAUGUGAAAUGCAUUACUCCCCCGAUAGAAAACGGUUCAUGGAUCUGUGGGACCAUCUGGAGGGGGUGAGCGAUCAGGCUGUCAUGAUGAUGAUGGCGCCGGACUUGGUGCUGUUGGCGGACAAGGUACGGGAUACGGUUCACUAUGAGGAGUGCAAGAGGAACACGCCGUUGAGAAAUAAGAAAUGGUUCAUGAUGGAGAGACUGCCGGAGAUGACGGUUUGUGGGGAGUGUUUUUGGGAGGUGGUGGUGCCGUUGCUGGAACAGGACAGACAGGAUGGAGGGGAUGUGAAGGGGGAGAUCCCGAGGAACUUUUACAAGCACAUGCAGAGGGUGGAGGGGCUGGCGAGUUGUCAGUUGUAUAGUGAGAGGAUGAGGAAUGUGUUUAGGCUGGCGGCGGAGCGUGCGGAUUGGAGGUUUUUGGAGAAGGAGGUGUUGGAGAGGAUGAGGGCGAUUGUGGAGAUUGAAAAGAGGUACAAGGUGUUGAUGGAGAUGAAGAGGGAGGGGGCGGAUGAGGAGAUGGUGGAGGGGGAGGUGCAGGAGUUGAUUAGGAAGUUGAAGGUUGUAGAGUAG
Messenger RNA from Podospora pseudocomata, 2994 nucleotides. RefSeq lists its product as uncharacterized. The coding region runs from base 1 to 2994 and encodes 997 amino acids. The transcript has a single exon. NCBI's taxonomy places the organism in Eukaryota, Fungi, Ascomycota, Sordariomycetes, Sordariales, Podosporaceae. The record is from RefSeq and is a predicted model, not a curated record.